Molecule: messenger RNA, 536 nt
Organism: Rhipicephalus sanguineus (brown dog tick)
Lineage: Eukaryota; Metazoa; Arthropoda; Arachnida; Ixodida; Ixodidae
Exons: 5
Coding region: 69-401 (110 amino acids)
Source: RefSeq, a predicted model, not a curated record
GCCCCGGGCUGCUCACGCUACUCUCCGCCCGUUGUCCUGCCCGAAGAGUUCACUGUUGAACCGCAGCUAUGAAGGCGACACUGUGCUUGACCUUUGUGGGCCUGCUGGUCGCCACCGCCAGAGGCAGCGACGAACUAUGCGACCUGGCCGACAACAUGAAAGUGCAGGCGGUGCAGUGCAUUACAAGCCACGUUUCAGAACAGAUGAAGAGCAAGUGGGAGGCCCUGAAGCAGACGUUUGGAAGUCAGGAUGACUUGCUCGCUACCAACAAGCUGUGCGAACUUCGCAAAGGGGCUACGGAAUCCGGAGAAAAGACGGUCAUUUUCACGAAAACCGAGGAGGACGAGAUCAAGUCUGCUUUCGAAGCUUGCAAAGCACAGGCUCAGCCUAAGACCAACUGAGCUGGUCUGUGUGGGUCAAGAGACCCUCUUCACCAAGGCCCAGCAACAGCUGAACCUCUCCCUCGUCGCUCGGGACCGUUCAGAUUAGUAUGCUGGCCUAUCAUUUUUCAUUACAAGCAAUAAACUUUUAAAAUG